CGCUCCUCUUUUUACCGCCUGCUAGGAUUGAAGUUUGCCUGUCUGGCUGUGUGGCGUUGGUGGUAGGUAGAUUUUGCAGCACCCCAUUGCACCGGCUUUGAAUUUCGCUGAAGCGCGCGGUUUUUAGUACUGGUGGUUUUUCCUUUGCGAUCGUUUGACCGUAAAACAUGGAUCCCGCGGGGAAUCGAGGACGUGGUCGUGGAGUCAGAGGAGCCGCUGGAGCCGGUGUUCGACCGGACUGGAAGCCGCCAUCUUCGACUGGGAAUGGUGGAGGUGAUGCAGCAGGCGGCGCCAGUGCUCCUGCCGUUGUAGCACCACGAAACGGCACAACAGGCGGUGCCGGAGGUGGUGGUGGCGAUGGCCGAGCACAUCAACAGGUUGGUCGUGGAGCGGUACGCGCUGCCCGAUACCUGCCGGAAGUUGUUGUAACGCGUGCAGCAAAUGCACCUUCCAAGCAAGGCGCACGCGGAAAACAAAUCGUCCUGAAGGCGAAUUACUUCCGACUGACCAGAGCGGAAAACAUGUGCGUCUUCCAGUAUCGGAUCGAUUUCGAACCGGUUAUCGAGAAUGUCGGCCUUAUUUGUGCGCUCAUUAAAACCCAGGCGCCCGUUCUGGGGCCCUACAUCUUCGAAGGAACAAUGCUGUUCCUUUACAACAAGCUCCGCUCGGAGGAGUUGGAGCUGCAAGUACGAGAUUCGCGCACGGAGAAUCUAUAUAAAAUGAGGAUCCGGCAUGUCGGGACGGUCGAUAUGCAGUCGACGAUGGGACUGAUGAUCCUGAAUUUAAUGCAGCGCCAGGCGAUGAACAGUCUGGAGCUGCUGGUUAUGAAUCGCCAUCACUUCGAUCCAAAAGCGAAAAUCGCAAUCCCACAGUACAAUUUGGAGCUUUAUCCGGGCUACAUCACGUCGAUUCGCCAGCACGAAAAGGACGUUCUACUGUGCGUUGAGAUAACGCAUCGUGUGCUGCGAACCGAUACGGUCUAUAAAAUGUUGAACGAUCAACGUAAUCAGCCUGGUUCGUACCAGGAAAAUUUCAAGCGCACUAUCAUCGGCUCAAUCGUCAUGUGCACCUACAAUUCCAAGUCCUACAAGAUUACGGAUGUAGACUUUAAUACCACUCCAUCGUCGAGCUUCUCGAAGAGGGAUGGCGGAAGUAUUACUUUCGCGCAGUAUUUCAAGGAUACAUACAACGUUACGAUUCGCGAUCCGAAUCAACCGAUGUUGGUGUCCACACCGACCAUGCGCAUGCAGCGAUCCGGAAUCACGACGCCUAUUCUGCUCGUGCCCGAGCUGUGCCGCAUGACCGGAAUUACAGAUGCCAUGCGGAAGGACUUCAACCUGAUGCGCAGCAUUGCCGAUCAUACGCGCAUUGGUGCGGACCAACGGUUGGAGCGAUUGGAUCGGUUCAACAGACGGCUUCAGGAGACAGCAGCAAGUCGCGAAGUGUUCAAAUUCUGGAAAACAGAGCUAGAUCGUCGCGUUGUGGAAUUGCCCGCCCGUAUUCUUGACAGCGAGAUCGUUGUCAUGUCGAAAGAAGUUCCUGUAGGAUUUGAGGCAGACUGGAAUAACGCUUUCCGUAACAACCAGAUGUUUAAAUCCAUCGCGUUGAAGAGGUGGUUCCUAGUUUGCGAGGCGAGCAAGCAAAGCAUGGUCCAAGAGUUCAUAGCGACGAUGAUGAAGGUUGCUCCGCCGAUGGGAUUCCAGCUAGGCAAACCGGAGAUUGCUACCACACCCAAUGAUUCACCUCAGGCAUACGCCCAGGUUCUGCAGCAGCUGGUCAAUCGCGAUCCGCAGCUUAUAAUGUGUGUGGUUAGCAAUGAUCGCGCCGAUCGGUACAGUGCGAUCAAAAAGAAGUGUUGCGUGGAUCGAGCCAUUCCAACGCAGGUCAUCAAGGCACGCACAAUCGGUAAUCCGCGUUCUCUAAUGACGGUCGCUACAAAGGUUAUCAUCCAGCUGAAUUGCAAGCUCGGAGGAGUACCUUGGGUAACCAGAAAUCCGAUGAAGGACAUCGUCAUCCUCGGCUACGAUGUCUGUCAUGAUGCUCGGGACAAAUCGAAAUCCUACGGAGCCAUUACGGCCACCAUGUUCGGCGCUGAUCCGCAAGAUCCUCGGCAGUUUUCUUGCGUCGAGCACCACGGAAAGGGCGAGGAAUUGUCUAAUUUUAUGUCCGCUACCGUGACGAAGGUUCUUCGCGCGUACCAGCAAGAGUUUGGUCCAGACCGAAUGCCACGCCGCUUCCUCGUGUAUCGCGAUGGCGUUGGUGAUGGCCAGCUAAAGCAGGUAGUCGAUCAUGAGGUAAAGGCUAUCAAGGCGCGUUUGACUGCCGCUUACGAAAACUAUCAGCCGCAUAAGCCGCAGCUGUGCGUGAUCGUUGUCAGCAAGCGUAUCAACUCACGGUUGUUCUUCAACGGACGCAAUCCACCUACGGGUACGGUGGUGGAUGAUGUCAUUACACUUCCGGAAAGAACGGACUUUUUCCUGGUCUCGCAGUCGACUCGCCAGGGCACGAUUUCCCCGACGUCGUACAAUAUCAUUUUCAACGAGAUGGGACUAACGACGGAUCAAAUACAGACGUAUACGUACAGACAAACGCUGAUGUACUAUAACUGGUGCGGUGGCGUUGGAGUGCCUGCUGUCUGCCAGUAUGCUCACAAGCUAGCAUUCCUUGUAUCCCAGUACAUUCACCAGCAACCGAACGAGCAGCUGGGAAAAUUACUCUACUAUCUGUAAGCGAGAUAGGGAGCGUUAUGCACAACCAAAUCGUGCCAUUCUACUUUUUUUUACAUGUUAGAACUCAUUUAAACUUACACUGCACUAUAAGUGCUGCAAACAGUUCAAUCAGCGGUAGGAAGAUACCAUUGCCAUUGAGAGAAGAGAGAGGUGCCUUUAAAUUUUCGUUAUUCAGCACACUAUCUUCUCAUUCCACUAUGAACUAAGGCUCGCGAACACAGGAUUACAAACAAUCGAAUUUUCAAAGCAAAUCUCAUAGUAACGCUCACACGUUUAGUGUUGUGCAAGAGUAAUUUUAGUGUUAAGGUUUUUCUUUUUAUUUUCCUAAUUUUGGAAAAAUCAAGACUAUAUUUACUUUUAUUAUUAAUACAACAUUGUUUGCGAAGAAAUAUGUGGAAAUAAAGAUUAUCUUUUUAUAUCUA
Molecule: messenger RNA, 3151 nt
Organism: Anopheles darlingi
Lineage: Eukaryota; Metazoa; Arthropoda; Insecta; Diptera; Culicidae
Product: protein aubergine-like
Exons: 4
Coding region: 168-2729 (853 amino acids)
Biological process (GO): regulatory ncRNA-mediated gene silencing
Cellular component (GO): P granule
Molecular function (GO): piRNA binding; protein binding
Source: RefSeq, a predicted model, not a curated record